Bolinopsis microptera is the source of this 3007-nucleotide messenger RNA. Its product is annotated as protein phosphatase 1G-like. The record is from RefSeq and is a predicted model, not a curated record. Gene Ontology annotation, biological process: protein dephosphorylation. Gene Ontology annotation, molecular function: cation binding; protein serine/threonine phosphatase activity. Lineage: Eukaryota; Metazoa; Ctenophora; Tentaculata; Lobata; Bolinopsidae. The transcript is spliced from 12 exons. Bases 19 to 1539 code for a protein of 506 amino acids.
UUUGAGCAAGUUGUCGAGAUGGGAGCUGUAAUGAGCGGAUAUCUGGAGUCCCCAGUUACGGAGAAGGAGGUAAUCGACGGAAUAUCAAAGUUGGGACUGAAAUACGGUGCUAGCAGUAUGCAGGGAUGGAGGGUUGCUAACGAGGAUGCAAUGAGCUGUGUUCCUGACCUGACAGACAAUUCGGCACUGUUUGCCGUAUACGAUGGCCACGGUGGAGGCGAGGUGGCUCUCUACGUCGCUAAAUACCUUCCAAUGCUCCUUAAAACACAGUAUGAUUUUACUGAUGGCAAGAUCGAGCAAGCUUUGAAAACAACAUUCCUGGCUGUUGAUAAGCAGAUUGUGUUGGAGGAAACGGCUGAUGAAUUGCAGACGCUGGCAGGUACUAAAGGAGACGAUGAAGAUGAAGAAGGAAUGGAAGAUAAGAUCAAAGAAUGUGAGGAGCUGAACGAAGAGGCCCAGCUGCCACUUGUGGACCUGCUCGCCAAAUACAAACAAAAAUUCAAAGAGUGCAUGGAAGAAGAAAUGGCGGAGAAAGAAGGCAACUUUGAAGGAUCCGGGAAAGGAAAGAAGGCUAAGGUGGAAGUUCCUGAUAUCUUACAAGGCGGUGGAGAGCCUGCAAGCGCUGGAUCAGCUGCAAAUGGGAAGGAAAUCGUCAAAAACGGAAAAGAUUCAGAAUCUGAAAGUAGUUCCCCUUCAAAGAAAAACGGCGCCGACGAGACGACUGCAAAUGGGGACGAGAGUAAGAAUGGUGAGGGUGAAGAGGAAUCUGAUGAAGAGGAGGAGGAAGAGGCAGAAAUGACUGACGAGGACGAUUCGGACGAAGAGGGGUCAGAGGAGGGGUCAUCAGAAGAGGAUAGUGACGAUGAUGACGUUCCCCCAGAGUUUGAUGAGAGAGAGGGGUACGGAAGUGGCACUACCGCUUGUGUAGCCGUUAUCCAGGAGGGGGUUAUCACUGUAGCUAACGUUGGUGACUCGAGGUGUGUAGUGUGUACCAAGGACGGAGUUGCAGUGGACUUGUCCGAGGACCACAAACCAGAGAGUGAGAUCGAGAAGACCCGGGUUGAGAAAGCAGGAGGGAAGAUAACGAAGGAUGGUCGUGUAAACGGUGGUCUGAACUUGUCACGUGCACUGGGAGAUCAUCAGUAUAAGCAGAACACUGACCUGCCUCCAGAGGAGCAGAUGAUAAGUCCCAUGCCGGACCUUCAGACACAUACUAUUGCAGAAUCAGACGAGUUCAUGUUAAUAGCAUGUGAUGGUAUCUGGAAUGUGCUGACCUCCGACGCAGCUAUUUCCUUUAUCAGAGAGCAGAUCGCAGAGGCUAAGGCUGGGGAUAAGUGCAGUAAGACAUGGCUCUCUGAUAUCGCAGGGCAGUUGAUGGAGAAGUGCAUGGCACCUGACACGAGUGGAGAUGGUACUGGCUGCGAUAACAUGACUUGUCUUAUCGUCCUUCUCAACCAGGACACGUCGAAAGAUGUCCAGAAAAGGAAGAUGUCGGGACAAGCAGACACUCCUGAAGCGAAGAAGAGCAAGUCAAGCUAAUCCCCCGCUCUCUACCACUGGACACCUUAUUAUUUCACUGACAAACUCACAUAUUACUUUGCUGUGGGAGCUGCUAUUUGUUAUUGGACAGUACCUCCUAGCUGUGGGGCGCCCAGGAACAUUAUCUUCUAUUUUCCGGGCUAUUUUCAAACUUGAAACCUUCCGAAACGAACAUUUCGACAAAAAAAGCCCCUUUUUCCCAACACCAACCAGACUUUAAUAUAUUUAUUAAGAACCAGACUUUCUCCAGAACCAAUGAUGUGGUUAUCGUUUUCUAUGUGGUCGCCCCUCGAGCAUGCAAAGUGCGCUUCAAUCUAAUUCUAUUGAACGAUAAUUGCUAUACAUGAAGAACUGUAAUAGAAUAAUAGUAUGAAAGGCAGUGGUUGAAAUAGUUCAUGAUCGUGUCUGAGAUCACCAGAUUGAUUGCAUGACAUGAAUAAUAGAUAAUGGAUAUCCAUAAAUGGGAUAUAUAUAUGUGCGUUCGCUCAUUCCAUUCAUGAUAUUAAAAUAAAGAGAAAGACCGAUGUGAGACUGCGGUUAAAAGUUUGCUAGAAUUUUUGCAGUUGACGAAGAGCGUACUAAUCUUUUGAAGGUUUUGAAGUUGUCAGGAGCUAGUCUGCUUUGCUCGAAUUAUUUGUUUCACUUAUCAUAAAUAUUUUUAGAAAUUUUAAUUUUCAAUCAUUUAAAAUAUGCGUCGUUUUUCUGGUUCUUUUAACAGAUAUGAUCAUGCAGUAAUAUCCCAUUCAACAUACAAUAAUUGGAUAUAUCAACAUUCAAAAGCAUAACUUCUAAAUAGAAGUAUUUUGAAGUAUGUAAUGUAGGUAGCAGACAAUACGUAGGGUACGUUAUGUAGGAAUAUAAACAGAAAUAAUGAAUAUGCUGACAUAGCUUGUUAAGCAUGUGUACACUGUACUUACAGUGUCUCGAUGCUGGUGUUAUAAUCUCCUCUCUUGUAAGAUUAAUUGCUCGCUGGUCACACGUGAGGGUAAGAUUGACAUGGUAUACACGUGGUAUACACUAUACACGUGGUAUACACUACACGUGGUAUACACUAUACACGUGUAUACACGUGGUCUUGACAAGCUGACUAGCAAAGUAAGGAAAUUAUGUAAUAUCCGGAUAUUAUGAACAUAGUUAAAUAUAUUAGAACAUGGUUUAUUAGUCACAUAUUGUAAUGGUAGAUGUGUCUGGUAUUCAUAUUGUUACAACUUUACAAGACAAAGGAGAUAGUAAUACUCUUUUCAGUGAAUACUAAUUAGUGUACGUUUCACUGCGACUUUACUUACUUAUUACAUCACUACUUUAUUUACUUACUACAUCACUAAUACUACAUAAUGUCCUAAAAUUAUGUUCCCGGAUAGUUACAUUCUCUCAAUUUUUAGAGUUCUGAUCGUCUUUAUGAAUUGCUGUAUUACCAAGACGAGUUCGUUAGUGUUCUCCUUGGUCAUUUCAUGUUUAAUUCCUGUUU